Chrysochloris asiatica (Cape golden mole) is the source of this 1540-nucleotide messenger RNA. RefSeq names its product tweety family member 1 (gene TTYH1). The record is from RefSeq and is a predicted model, not a curated record. Gene Ontology annotation, cellular component: plasma membrane; smooth endoplasmic reticulum membrane. The coding region runs from base 114 to 1466 and encodes 450 amino acids. Lineage: Eukaryota; Metazoa; Chordata; Mammalia; Afrosoricida; Chrysochloridae. The transcript is spliced from 14 exons. Gene Ontology annotation, molecular function: volume-sensitive chloride channel activity; intracellularly calcium-gated chloride channel activity.
CCCCCCCCCCGCUCCCCAGAGCCCCGCCAGACCCCGCUCCGCCCGCGCCCUGCUCGACUCCGGAGGCGCCCACAGCCCCGGCGUCGGCCCCGCUGCCCCCUCCCCGGGGGGCCAUGGGGGAGCCCCCGGGUUACCGACCCUCAGCUUGGGUUCAUCUCCUUCACCAGCUGCCCCGCGCUGACUUCCAGCUCCGCCCGGUGCCCAGCGACUUUGCGCCCCAAGAGCAAGAAUACCAGCAGGCCCUGCUGGUGGUGGUAGCCUUGGCAGGCCUGGGCUUGGGCCUGAGCCUCAUUUUCAUCGCUGUCUACCUCAUCCGCUUCUGCUGCUGCCGGCCCCCAGAGCCACCUGGGGCCAAAAGCCCCCUGCCCGGGGGAGGCUGUGUUACCUGGAGUUGUGUAGUGGCUCUUCUCAUUGGCUGCGCCGGCAUUGGCAUCGGUUUCUAUGGCAACAGCGAGACCAGUGAUGGGGUAUCUCAGCUCAGCUCUGCACUGCUGAAUGCCAACCACACGCUCAGCACCAUUGACCACCUGGUGUUUGAGAUGGUAGAGAGACUGGACGAGGCAGUGAGGACCGAACUGACCACGCUGGAGGAAGUGUUCACGCAGCGCACAGAGCUGGUAGCUGCAGCCCGGGGAACCCGGCGGCAGGCAGAGACUGUGGCCCAGCAACUCCAGGGGUUAGCCUUCUGGCAGGGAGUGCCCUGGAGUCCCCUGCAGGUGGCCGAAGACAUGUCCUUUGUGGAGGAGUACAGGUGGCUGGCCUACGUCCUCGUCUUGCUCCUGGAGCUCCUGGUCUGCCUCUUCACCCUUCUGGGCUUGGCGAAGCAGAGCAAGUGGCUGGUGAUCGUGAUGACUGUUAUGAGUCUGGUAGUUCUGGUCCUAAGCUGGGGUUCUAUGGGUCUGGAGGCGGCUGCCGCAGUGGGCCUCAGUGACUUCUGCUCUAAUCCUGACACCUACGUCCUGAACGUGACCCAAGAGGAGACAGGGCUCAGUUCAGAUAUCCUGAACUAUUACUUCCUCUGCAAUCAAGCCGUCUCCAAUCCCUUUCACCAGAGGCUGACUCUGUCGCAGCGCGCGCUGGCCAACAUUCACUCCCAGCUGCAGGGUCUGGAGAGAGAAGCGAUCCCUCAGUUCCCGUCUGCACAGAAGCCCCUGUUGUCUUUGGAGGAGACACUCAAUGUGACAGAGGAAAACUUCCACCAGUUGGUGGCCCUGCUACAUUGCCACGGCCUGCAUAAGGACUACGGCGUGGCCCUCCGAGGCCUGUGCGAGGACGUCCUGGAGGGGCAACUCUUCUUACUGCUCUUCUCCCUGCUAUCUGCGGGGGCGCUGGCCACCGCGCUUUGCAGCCUGCCCCGAGCCUGGGCGCUCUUCCCGCCCAGUGACGACUAUGAUGAUACAGAUGAUGACGACCCUUUCAACCCUCAGGAAUCCAAGCGCUUUAUGCAGUGGCAGCCGUCUAUCUGAGCCUCUCCUUCCCGCCAGGCUAGAGCCGGCCCCCCCUCUCCGUUCCUUUCCUGGUGGCCGGAGAAGACCCCACU